Messenger RNA from Oryzias latipes (Japanese medaka), 17395 nucleotides. It is a transcript of the gene fat3b, whose product is annotated as FAT atypical cadherin 3b. Gene Ontology annotation, cellular component: plasma membrane; catenin complex. Lineage: Eukaryota; Metazoa; Chordata; Actinopteri; Beloniformes; Adrianichthyidae. Gene Ontology annotation, molecular function: beta-catenin binding; calcium ion binding; cadherin binding. The record is from RefSeq and is a predicted model, not a curated record. Gene Ontology annotation, biological process: homophilic cell-cell adhesion; cell migration; multicellular organism development.
CCUUUUGUUUUUUUCUUUUUUAUUUAGUACAGCGUUGGUCACAGAUUUCAACAUCUAAACCGAGCGACCAAUAUCUGGCUAGAGGCUAGUUUUAACUUUAUUUCUACUGAAGUCGAAAGGGAAUGCGUGCCGGGUUAAAACAUUGGUGAACGAAACUAGGGCAAUAGCCAUUUAGUUUUUACGAGGAUGUCUGCAGUGUAAUAGUCAACUGUCCGUCGGGAUAUCCAGCUACAAAUUAUCCUCUGUCGGGAAAAAAAUAACACGGACUGUUUUCCUUCUUUUUUUUCUUUUCAUCUUUUUUUUUUAAAUUACUGUCCUAGAAAGCGGGACAGGAUUUGCCUCGACAAAUUACAUAUUUAUUAUUCUUCUAAGAUUGUACACUUUGCAAAUUGCGGGAAAAUAUUAGGAAUACAUAUUUUCGGAACGGGAACAAGGUAGUGUCAUUUGAAACUAAAAAAAAAAAAAGAAAAAAAAAACUCGCGGAUGUUUGCAAGAAGGGGGGCUUUAAUGGACCGACGCCAGCAUUGGAGACGAUAAGUACACCCUAAAAUCUAACAGGACAGCCUCUUAAUUGGGGAUUUAUGUCCUUUUAACACUUACAUUCCUGUUGGUGCUUAUUUUCGAUGCCAGUACAGCCAUGGUUCCAGUUCAAAACGUGAGUGGAAUUAAUAUAUUAGAGUAUUAUAAUAAACUUGUAUGUUUUUAUUCCUUGUUUUAUUAUCAUACAAAAUAUUUCCAGUCUUCUUUAAUGCAUGCAGUGCUUUUCAAUUUAAAGAUUGUGUUAGAAUAUAUACAAACUGUUCUACUUGAUUUUGUAUGUUUUAGUUUAAGAAGUAGAAUGUUUACAAAAUCUAUAUUUUAAAUAAAAUAUGUCUAAUGAUUGAUAAUUUGUGUUAACAUUAUGGAUAAUUGAUCCUCAUUUGACAAAUAUUACUGUGUUUAGAAUGAAUCAAUCAUAUAUCUUCAACAAGUUGACUUUUGUUACUUUAUUCAUUUUUUUUAAAGAUGUUUCAUUUUUGUCAAUUUAGUUACUGCAAAAAAAAAAAAAAACAGUUUGCACAGUUUGAAUGCUAACAUUUUGUAUGUUUGCUGCAUGCUGUCACAUCUGUGUGGCGGACAAUUUGUACGUCAGGAAGGAUUUUAACGUUUGCCCCCAAAUAUUUUGCUUAUUUGCAUUUCUUUACUUACUCACUAACUGAAUUAACGAUUGUUUCUCUUUGUCAUCUUUUCCCCCCAAAUAUAGAAUGAAUGGCUGCUGGAACGCUGAUGAUUCCUAAUCUGUGUGGUAAUAUGCUUGCUGUACCCAGCUUUUUUCUUUUUUUCUAUUUUCUUUUGUUUUUCUUCAGUUUUCCCCCAACCAAAACCCAGUUUUUGCCCACUCCUAAGACAAGGCAAAGCUUCCUGCUCUUCACCCAGCCUGCUUAUAAUGCUUCAGUCUUUGAAAACUCUGCUGCGAGGACAUAUAUCACGAGUGAAGUCAAAAUGGGCAUAACUGUUGGGCUACCCUGGUACUUAGAUGUGAAAUACUCAAUUGAAUCUGGAGACAGUGAAAGCAUUUUCCAAGCUGAGGAGUUUGUGGUGGGAGAUUUUUGCUUCCUCCGCAUAUGCACUAAUGGAGGGAGCGGUGCCACUUUGAAUAGGGAGGUUCAAGACAAUUACACUCUGACUGUUAAGGCAUCAGCCCAAGGUGGCCUGGAAGCUUUGGUCACCGUCUUUAUCAAGGUAUUGGAUACAAACGACCUCCGGCCUCUGUUUUCACCAACAUUCUACUCUUUUGUUGUUUCUGAAAGUGCCCCUCUUGGCACAACCAUAGGACGUGUAACAGCCACCGAUGCUGACGUGGGUUCCAAUGGGGAGUUCUACUACUUUUUUAAGAACACAGUGGAACUUUUUUCUGUUCAUCCAACCAGUGGGUUCAUAACCCUCACAGGGCGUCCAAGGAUAGACAAGUUAGACAAAUUGGAAUUGGAAGUCCAGGUGAUUGAUAGAGGAAUGAAACUUUAUGGGAACAAUGGGAUUAGUAGCACAGCUAGGCUUGUCUUGACUGUUGAGCGGGUCAAUGAAUUUGCUCCUGUUCUCAGCGCAGUCACUGUCGCUCCAUCAUGGACAGACAAAAAUCCAGUCUAUGUCAUAGUGAGGGUAGAGGAUAAAGACGAGGGUUUAUCAGGAGAAAUAGAGUGGGUGUCCAUUACUGAGGGAGACCCUUUUGAGCUUUUUGUGGUUGAGCGAUCACCUGUUGCAAAUGAAUAUCUGGUUAAAACAUCAGCAAGAAUUAAUUGGGAUACAUUUCCUUUUGGCUGCAACUUAACAUUUCAAGCUAAAGACAGAGGCAUUCCUUCCAAGUUUUCCAACACUCAGCUUGUUCAGUUGUUAGUUACAAAGCCAGAUCCGAUUUUAAGAAAUUUUGAAAAAGAAAUUUAUGUAGUCAAGCUGAGUGAAAUAGCUCCCCCAGGCACUAUUGUAGCGGUGGUGAAAAUAUCCCCACCUCCCCUGAGUGUCAAUUACAGUUUGAGCAGCCUUUCAGAUCUCAUGUAUUUUUCUAUAAACCCUCUUACUGGUGUUAUUAUGACGACGAGGCAGCUAACAAAGAUAUCACAGGAUUUCAUGCAUAUGGAGGUAGUUGAUAAAAUCAGUCAACAGCGAGCAAGAGUUAAAAUUACCAUAGAGGAUGCAAACAACAACUCACCUGUCUUCAUCAGGCCACCCAGUACUAUUGCUAUCAACGAGAGUUUACCUGUUGGCACUGUUGUUCUUGUCGUGUCUGCUGUGGAUGAUGAUAAAGGAGAAAAUGGUUAUAUCACUUACACAAUCAAUGGCGACCAGUCUCUUCCUUUUGCCAUACAGCAGCACACUGGGGAAUUGAGAAUCACAAGAGAUCUGGACUUUGAGUCGUCAAAAGAUACUUAUACUUUUGCAGUAAGAGCUUCUGACUGGGGGUCGCCUUACAGAAGGGAGAGUGAGCUAAAUGUCACUAUCCGUGUGAUAAACAUCAAUGACAACCCACCUCUUUUUGAGAAGACUUCUUGUAGAGGAAUGGUUAGCCGUGAUUUUCCAGUCAACAGGACCAUCGUCACAUUGUCAGCUAUAGACAUGGAUGAACUUGGGAUGGUGAAGUACAAGAUACUGUCUGGGAAUGAAUUAGGCUACUUUAAAUUAAAUCCAGACUCUGGGGCUUUGUUGUUGCAAAGAUCUUUUACAGCAGAAACUUUGAGAAGUGGGAUAUUUAGCCUUAAAGUGGUUGCAACAGAUGGAGAGAGGUCCUCUGAUCCUGCAUUUGUCAAUGUAACAGUUGUUCGGGGUGGGAUGCCACCCAAGGGGUUCACCUGCAAAGAGACCAGGGUGGCUCAGCUGUUGGCAGAGAAAAUGCUCACAAAAGCAUCCUCCAUAGCUGGACCAAAAUCCGAUCAUAGAAGUAUGUAUAUUUUUUCUUUAAAUAAUCAGGCUCCACAGUUUGAGGCCUUGCCUACAAGUAUUUUGGUAAGAGAAGACCUGGCUCCUGGAGCUAGUGUGUUUCAGGUACGCGCACGAGAUGGCGACUCAGGUUUCAACGGCCGUGUUCUGUUUUCAAUUUCUGAUGGUAACAAAGAAAACAGCUUUAAUAUCGACAUGGACAAUGGGCUAAUAACUGUGUUGCAGCCACUUGACCGCGAACAGCUGGAUCGCUACUUCUUAAACAUCACCAUCUACGAUCAGGGCAUUCCCACAAUGUCCAGCUGGAGACUACUGACAGUGAUCAUCGAGGAUGCAAAUGACAAUGACCCUAGGUUUUAUCAGGAUAACUACUCUGCAGUUGUUGCUGAAAACUCAGCCAUUGGCUCGGAAGUUAUUACAAUCACUGCUUUUGACAAGGAUAUGGGCCAAAACGGACAGCUUUCAUUCAUCAUGUUGACCAACAUACCACAUUUUGGUAUUGACAGCAUAACUGGAACUGUCUUUGUUGCAAGCACUCUGGACAGAGAAACAUUUCCGACGUUUGUGUUAAAAAUUGAAGUCAAAGACAAGGCAGAAAAAGGCACUCGGAGAUCUUCAGUGACUACGCUCAGUAUAAUAGUGGAAGACGUCAAUGAUUGCUCUCCAGCUUUCAUCCCUUCCAGUUAUAGUGCGCGGGUACCAGAGGACUUACCCUCAGGGACUGUGAUUACCUGGGUGCAAGCACAGGACCCUGACAUUGGACCUGGUGGACAAGUCCAGUACUCCUUAAUCAACGACUUCAAUGGAACUUUUGAAAUCAACUCUGUGAGUGGCAUACUAAGGAUAAGGAAGGAGUUGGACUUUGAGACAAAGCAGUUUUUCAACCUGACCAUACUUGCUGAGGACAGAGGAACACCCAGACUUCAGAACCAGACAUUUGUGGAGGUGGAGGUGGUGGAUGUCAAUGAGAAUUUGUAUGCACCCUACUUCCCUGACUUUGCUGUGAGAGGCUCAGUGAAGGAGAACUCUCGUGCGGGAACAAGUGUCCUGCCAGUCACAGCAAAAGAUGAUGACAACGGGCGAGAUGGCACGUUGAGGUACUCUAUACGCGGAGGCAGCGGACUAGGCACUUUCACCAUCGACGAAGACACAGGGAUGAUCUACACUGCUGGGAUCUUGGACUGUGAAACCAAGGACUCAUAUUGGCUUACCGUGGUUGCCACAGACAGAGGGGCUACGCCUUUGUCUGCUUCUGUUGAAGUCUUUAUUGAGAUUGAAGAUGUCAACGAUAAUGCCCCCCUCACUUCGGAUCCUAUCUACCAUCCAGUCAUCAUGGAGAACUCUCCAAAGGAUGUGUCAGUCAUUCAAAUACAGGCGCAGGACCCUGACCUUUCUACCAAACCCAGCCGCCUGAGUUAUCGCAUUACUGCUGGUAAUCCGCAGAAUUUCUUCUCCAUCAACCCCAGAACAGGUCUAAUCACAACAACUGCUCGAAAGUUGGAUCGGGAACAACAGGCAGAGCACUUUUUAGAGGUGACAGUAAUAGACAGUCCAGUGACAACCCGGCAGUCCACUGUGUGGGUCAUAGUUCACAUCGAGGAUGAGAAUGACAACCGGCCCACCUUCCCGGAAGCCACUUACCGUAUCAGCCUGCCCGAGCGAGACCGCAACAGACGUGUGGAACCUGUUUACCGCGUGUUCGCCUAUGACCGUGACUCUGGAGCAAACGGCAACAUCACAUACAGCAUCACUGAUGGCAAUGAGGAAGAUAACUACAGUAUUGACCCAAAGACUGCUAUGGUGUCAUCUAAGAAGAUGGUACCAGCUGGCAGCUAUGACAUCCUCACUAUAAAAGCAGAGGACAAUGGAGAUCCACCAUUGUGGUCAAGCGUCAAACUCUACAUUGAAUGGAUCCGAAAGCCCAUCCCCUCAAAAAUGCCCCUUCUCUUCACCCAGAGGCACUACAAUUUUUCAGUUCCAGAGUCAACCGCUGUUGCUCAGCCAGUUGGGGUGGUGGCGGUCAGUCAGUUGAAUACACCCGUCUGGUUUAACAUCAUUGGCGGACGGCUUGCCAGAGAAAUGUUCUACAUUCCGCAGAAUGCAUGCGGGAGAAACUGCUCUCUUGAUACAGGAAGCUUCGACAUGCAGUUUGACCUUCAAGUCGGAGUAGGGACCCUCGUCGUGGCCAAGCCCCUUGAUGCGGAGGUGCAGUCAGUGUACAACAUGACUGUACAGGUGACGGAUGGGACCAGCUUUGCCACAGCUCAGGUGUUCAUCAGAGUACAGGACAGCAACGACAACCCUCCCGUCUUCUCACAGCCGACUUAUGACGUGACUGUCUCAGAGGACGCACCUGCUGACAUGGAGCUAUUGCGGGUUAGAGCAACAGACAUAGAUGAGCGUGCCCGUUUGAGCUUCUCCAUGUACGCAAGCGUGGACCCUGGCAGUAUGAGACUCUUCAGGGUCAGUCCUGGUACAGGGGUUAUUUACACUGCAGACAGGCUGGACUACGAGGCCAGAACGCAGCACAUCCUCACUGUUAUGGUCAAGGACCAAGAGUUUCCAUUUAACCGGGACUUGGCUCGUAUUGUGGUGGCAGUGGAAGACAUCAAUGAUAAUGUUCCCUUCUUCACAAGAACCACAUAUGACGCUGUGGUCUAUGAAACAUCACCUGCUGGGUAUUCUGUACUCCAGGUGACAGCUCUAGACAAAGACAGUGGAAUCAAUGGUCAAUUGACAUACAGCAUUGAAGCAGGUAACACCAGAGGUGUAUUCAUUAUUGAUAAUGCAACUGGCCGUAUCUCGAUUGCAAAGGAUCUGGACAUCACAUCUGUGGGCUUCUACACCCUCACCGUACGCGUUACAGACAAUGGAUUUCCUCCAUUGUCGGCCACGGCUUUGGUUCGCAUUUCCUUGAUGCUCUCUGACUUCUCCAAACCGAAAUUCUUUCAGAAAGAGUAUCAAGCUGAGGUAAUGGAGAACAGUAAUAGUGGAACACACGUAACCACAGUUACUGCCCUGAGCCGCUCUCCUCUCAUUUUUGACAUCACCAGAGGCAAUGAGGAACGCAGCUUCUCUAUUAAUCAGCACACUGGCGUAAUCACUACUCGCAAGAUGCUUGAUUUUGAGCUAACAGCAUCCUACUUUCUGAUGGUGCGUGCUCUAAGCAUGGCUGGGGUGGAAGCCAGUGCUGCUGUUAUUGUUCAAGUUGGGGAUAUCAAUGAUAACCCACCAGAACUCCUUCAAAUCAGAUAUGCCGGUAGAGUCAGUGAAGCUGCCCUGGUCAACAGCGUGGUCCUGGGGGAGGACGGUAAUCCUCUGGUCAUUCAGGCCACAGACAAGGACCGCAAUCACAAUGCCAUGCUUGUGUUCCAGAUCAUAGAUGAGACGGCUCGGAUGUUUUUUAGUGUGGACUCUGGCACAGGGUCCAUUCGAACAAUUGCAAAUUUGGAUUAUGAAACUUUCUCUGAGUUUCUCUUCCGGGUUCAAGUACAAGACAGUGGAGAGCCUUCUCUGUGUGCUGACAGCCCAGCAGAGGUUUUCAUAAAGGUGAUCAACAUCAACGACUCACCCCCCAAAUUUUCCCAGGAAAUGUAUGAGACGAUUCUUCUGCUGCCCACCUAUGUGGGGGUUGAGGUUCUCAGAAUUGAAGCUUUAGACCCUGAUAUGAUCCCUGGAGAGUCAACCACACCAAAGCUAUAUUACUCUUUGGUUGAUAGCAGUAUGGAAUACUUUUUUGUGGACCGCUACUCCGGAGUUGUGACUGUCGCAAACAAGAAUCUCAGUAAGGAACGUUACCGCUUUAAUGUGAGGGUAUGGGACGGACGAUUUUCCAGCAUAGCAUCAGUCAUAGUUUUUGUUAAAGAUGCGAUGGACAGCGACCUUUUCUUCCCUGUCCCAGUGUUCUCUGGCUCCAUCUCUGAGAACGUAUCCAAUGUCACUUUAGUGACUAUUGUAAACACAAUUGGGCACCGGCUCAAUGAGCCACUGAAGUAUACACUGCUUAACCCGGGAGGACGAUUCGCCAUCCGGCCCACCUGUGGAGCGGUACUCACCACCGGAGUGCCUUUUGAUCGAGAGGAGAAUGAAAGUUAUGAGUUGGUGGUGGAAGUCAGCAGGGAAGAUGAAGUACUGAAGGUAGCCAGGGUGACUGUGCAAGUUCAGGUGGAGGAUGUGAAUGACAAUGUUCCAGAGUUUGUGAACCUCCCCUACUAUGCUGCGGUUCAAGUAGAAGCAGUACCAGGGUCAGUCAUCUUCAGGGUCUCUGCAGUGGACCGGGACUACGGCCCAAAUGGAGAAGUGACUUACAGCCUUAAGAUGCAGCAGAGAAACUUUGAGAUUAAUCCAGUGACUGGAGAGCUGAUCUUAAAGAGAGCCUUUGGAGCAAACUUGUCGAACACAGAGUACAAGCUGACAGUGGUGGCCACGGAUGGAGGAUUCCCCCGUCUGUCCAGUGAGGUGCCGCUGCCCGUCACUGUGGUGAAUAAAGCCAUGCCGGUGUUUGACAAGUCCUUCUAUGGUGUCACAGUCAGAGAGGAUGUGGCCGUCUUCACCUCUGUUCUAUGCAUCAAUGCCAGCAGCCCUGAAGGCCAGGAGAUAAUCUUCACCAUCACAGACGGAGACCCAAUGGUGCAGUUUGACAUCGGCUUUGACACUGGAAUUAUCACCGUCGUUUAUCCAUUAGACUAUGAGACAAUUCAGUAUUACCGCUUAACGGUGAAGGCUGCGGAUACUCUAACCGGAGCAAAAUCUGAGGUGGAUGUCGAUAUUGUGGUUCUGGAUGUUAACGAUAACCCGCCAGAGUUCCAUAAUUCGUCGUACGCCUGUGUUCUGUCUGAGAACUCCAUGACAGGAACAUCUGUCUUACAGGUGUUCGCUCAAGACCAAGACUCAGAAAAGAACGCUGCUGUGACCUACCAGAUCCUAUCUGACAUGUACAACAGCACCGACUUCUUCCAAAUCGACAGCAGCAGCGGAUCAGUAUUCACCGCACGAAUGCUGGACUAUGAGCUCAUGCAGUACUACAACUUCAUUGUCAGAGCCACGGACAGCGGAGAACCUGCCCUAAGCAGUGAUGUUAGUGUCACUGUGACCGUAACUGACACAAACGACACCCCACCUAAUUUCAGCCAAGCGCUAUAUGAGGCCUUUGUCAGCGAGCUUGCUCCCAGAGGACAUUUUGUGGUUUGCGUUCAGGCAUCAGAUGCAGACAUUUGUGACGCACAAAAACUGAGGUAUAGUAUUCUCUCGGGAAAUGAGAAAAUGACUUUUAUGAUGGAGCCACAUACGGGGGUGAUUCGUCUGUCUAACAAGAGGAGACAAGGCAUGAAACUCUCCUAUCAGCUCAAUGUCUCUGUGUCAGAUGGAGUCUUUACCAACAGCGCUCAGGUGGUCGUGCGUGUCCUGGGAGCUAAUCUGUACAGCCCGGUUUUCAGUCAGAGGUUUUACCUGGCCGAAGUCCCGGAAAAUUCUUCUCCAGGAUCAAGAGUCAUUCAGGUUAGGGCGACAGAUGAAGACUCAGGUUUGAAUGGCCAGAUCACCUACUCCUUCAUCAAUGACUUGGGGAAAAGUCAGUUUACCAUUGAUGCAGAUGGAGUCAUAUCCACAGUAGAAAUGUUAGAUCGAGAAAAUCCUUUGAACAAAGACAUGGUGCUGACUGUCAUGGCCCUGGAUGGUGGAGGGCGUGCAUCAUUUUGCACAGUGCGAGUGGUCCUGGCCGAUGAAAAUGACAACGCUCCUAAGUUCAGAGCAGUAGAGUAUCGUAUGAGCAUCAAAGCUAAUGUCGCCAAAGGUUCUCUCGUCACUCAGAUCCAGGCCACUGACCCUGAUGCUGGCUCUAAUGGAAGGAUAACCUACUCCCUUUACAGUGAGGCCCGCCUCUCACUUGUUGAUGUUUUGGAGGUGGAAUCAGACAGUGGCUGGAUGAUGACUAAAAGCACAGUGGACCACCUACAGGGAACUGUGCUGUCCUUCUUUGUUAAAGCCACAGAUGGGGGUUCUCCACCCAAGCACUCGCUGGUUUCAGCUUUCAUCCACGUUGUUCCCCCAGAUGCAUACGUUCCUUCGUUCAGUCAGCCUCAGUACUCUUUCACCAUCCCCGAAGACACAUCAGUAGGAACAGCGCUGGGCUCUGUUUACCUGGGUCCGGGCCAGGUGGGGUUCUUCACUGCAGUUGGAGGAGAGACGCUCGACAGUAACCAAGGAGAAACUUUCAUGGUGGAGAAGGAAACAGGUCUCAUCCGCUUGCUGAAACCGCUAGACUAUGAAGACGUCAACAUCUACCGUUUUAAAGUAGCAGCAAUGACAAGACGAGACCUGACUGAGUCUGUCACUACUGUGGAUGUGGAGGUUAAGAUAUUAGAUGUGAAUGACAACCAGCCAGUAUUUGAGACUAAUGCAUAUGUUGCCACCGUGAUGGAGGGGAUGCCAGCAGGGACAAGAGUGAUCCAAGUCCGUGCCCUUGAUCCAGAUUGGGGCUCCAACGGACAGGUGACCUAUAGCCUUGGGGCUCUGCUUACCUACAAUCUGGACCUGACGAUCAACGCUCCAUACCUCACAAGCGCCAUCACCACCAGUUCUGUCUUCGCCAUUGACAGUAAAACAGGUUGGAUCACCACAGUGGGCCAGAUGGACCACGAGGCCUGCUCCAGCUACAGUUUUGAAGUAGUGGCCUCUGACCUGGCCGAGUUGCUGCCUCUCUCCUCCUCCGCUGUGGUAACCAUAACCGUGUCGGACAUCAAUGACAACCCGCCACAGUUUGACAGGGAGUUCUACAGAGGUGCUGUAAAGGAGAGUGAUCCUCUUGGUGAGGUGGUGGUUGUUCUGAGAACCAAAGACCAAGAUGGCACAGACCAAAACCGUCUGGUUAGCUUUUACAUCACAGGUGGAAAUCAGCGGGGUGUGUUUGCUCUGGCCCUUGUUCAGGGGGAGUGGAAAGUGUAUGUCAGUGGACUGCUGGAUCGUGAGCAGCAAGACUAUUAUCUGCUCAAUAUCACAGCCAGCGAUGGGCUGUAUGUGGCUCACACCGCUGUGGAGGUUACAGUGAUGGAUGCCAAUGACAACAGCCCCAUAUGCAAACAAGCAGUCUAUAGUGCCUCUUUUCCGGAAGACAUUCUCACCAACAAGGGCAUCCUUACAGUGAGUGCAACAGAUGCCGACUCAGGCUCCAGCGCUGAAAUCCAGUACUCGUUGUUUGGCAUUGGAGUGGAAGAUUUCUAUAUGGAUGCAAACACUGGCGAGUUGCGCACUGCCACUGUAAUGGAUCGUGAAUUGGUACCCACCUAUAAUCUCAUUGCCCAGGCAACUGAUGGAGGAGGGCUGUUCUGCAGAUCUGACAUUUCUCUCAAAGUGUUGGAUGUGAAUGACAAUGCCCCUUUGUUCUCAUCUACCCAUUACCUGGCAAGUGUUUAUGAGAACGCUGCCCCCAAGGCUUUGCUUACCAGGCUGCAAGCCACUGACCCUGAUGAGGGCCUGAACCGAACAGUGGUCUAUUCUCUUGUGGACUCGUUCAAUGGAUUCUUCUCAAUUGAUUCCUUAUCUGGAGUAGUUAUUUUGGAAAAAUCCCUGGACAGAGAAAGCCAAGAGUCCUACCGAAUUCGUGCCCAGGCUACUGACAGAGUUGGACAGCAGGGGGCGAUGUCUUCCCAGGUUGAUUUGACGAUUUUGGUGCUGGAUGUGAAUGACAAUGCCCCAGUUUUCCAGAAGAGGGACUACGCUGUCACAAUCCCAGAAGAUGUAGCUGUGGGGACAGAGGUACUCCGCGUGUUGGCGACGAGCGCUGACAUCGGUCCAAAUGCAGAGAUCACGUACACCAUUCGGUCAGGCAAUGAAUUGGGGAAGUUUAUCAUCAACAGAAAACUGGGUUCAAUAUCUGUAGCCGAUGACUUGGACUUUGAGGUUUGUAAGGACUACUACAUCACUGUUGAGGCGUGGGACAGUGGGAACCCUCCUCUUAGUACAGCCACCAUGGUUGUCAUUGAACUGAUGGAUGUCAACGACAACGCCCCCACCUUUGAUCAGGAUGUUUACAAUGUGCUUAUCAGCGAGGAUGCAUCUGUUGGACAGACAGUUACAAGGGUUUCUGCAGAAGAUCUAGACAGCCAGGUGAAUGGGCGAAUAACCUACUCCAUUCUGAAAGGCGAUCGGAGCAAUCACUUCUGGAUUGAUCCUGUUACAGGACUGCUUAAAGUCAAUAAAAAGCUUGAUAGAGAGCUUGUAUCCAUGUACACUUUGUCAGUGCAAGCCUUCGACAGUGGUUCUCCUGCCAUGUCCACCAGAGUCACGGUUAACAUCGACAUCUCAGACGUCAACGACAACCCCCCUGUUUUUGCUCCACCUAAUUCCACAGCUGUCAUACAGCUUAAUCAGGUUGCUGGUACCGAACUGUUGAAAUUGUCAGUCAGUGAUAAAGACUCCCCCAGAAACGGCGCUCCCUUUGUGUUUCGCAUUGCGUCGGGAAAUGAAGGAAGUUAUUUUGCUUUGGAUCAAACUGGUACUCUGAAGGCCAACCGUUUGUUUGGCCCUGAAGCCCCAAGAGAAUUUACCCUGGAAAUCCAGGCAAGUGACUCUGGUAGGCCAAGUCUUACCUCAUCCUCCUGGGUCUCUCUGAGAGUUAUGGGGAACAGUCAGUACAAGCCCACCGUCUCCCCUCUGGAAAUCUUCAUUGUCAUGUUGACAGAUACCUUUCCGGGCGGCACCGUCGGUCAGAUCUACGCAGCCGACCGUGAUCCCAGUGAUGUUUUGUUGUUUACCCAGAAGCCGCUGCCUAAGAGCAUGUUUAGGAUCAACAGACAGGAUGGAAGCAUUGUAGCUUUGGCUGGACUGGAACCAGGAAGAUACCAGAUGAACGCAACAGUGAGCGAUGGUCGUUUUGCUGUGAUAGCUGACCUGUCAAUCCUGGUCGAACAAGUAACAGAUGAACUUCUGCGUAACGCUGUGACCUUACGCUUCAGCUCCCUCUCCCCAAAGGAAUUACUUGGUAGCCACCUGAACCAAAUCAAAUCAACAUUACGAAGACUAGCUGGCGGGAAAUGGUCUCCAGGGCAACAAGAUCCUUUGCACAUAAUCAGUGUGCAGCCAGUGAUGGGGACGUCAGAUGUCGACUUAGUUCUGGCUAUGGAGAGGCCAGAGGCAUCAGGAGGUGGACGGAUUGGGGUUUUUUAUUCAAAGGAAGAGUUAUCAGCGAAGCUGGAGCAGGCUGCAGCAAAGGGUCAGAUUGGAGGAGCUGUGGUGGGCAGCACUUGUUCUGGAAAGCUGAAUUGUGGCGACAAGGUGUGUGACAUCACAGUAGUGAUGGAGGGAGGCUCCCUUGUUACUUACAGCACAGAGAGAGUCAGCUUGGUGUCACCGAGGUUCAGCCGUACAGAGACCUGCAUUUGUCCCGGGAUGUGCCCCAUUCCUGUGGAGCUUUGUGAAGGUCAGUCUUGUCCGGCUGACAUGCAGUGUGUCCGCGCUGGUCCUACAGCGCCAUCUGUCUGCCAAUGUCUACCCGAGCGACUAGAUGAGUGUGCAGGCCAAACCUCUCUGAGUUUUUCUGGAAACAGCUACAUCAAGUACAGAGUGACAGAGAGAGGUCAGAGUGGAGAGAUGAGGCUCGGCCUGAGAAUCAGGACUCUUCAGAGAAGAGGAGUCAUUAUGUUCACGCGUGUUAACCCCUGCACCAUGCUCAAGAUUGAAGGGGGUCGACUCUGGUUUCAGCUAGACUGUGACAACACUCUAGGCAUUAUGGGUAUCUCUGACAGACCGAUAAAUGAUGGCCUUUGGCAUUCAGUUGCUUUGGAACUGAUGACAAACUAUACCCUUCUGUCACUGGAUGACAGUUAUGUGGAGCGCCGCAGAGCCGCUCGAGCUCCUGUCAGUCUUUGGCCUCUGGCAUCAGACCCGUCCUUUUUCUUUGGGGCCCAAGUAAGGCCAGUGAACGGGCAAGGCGAGAGGACCAGCAUGAGGCCAGGAGGAAACAACGGAAUGCCAAGACUCGGAGACCGUGGAGCAAGGGGCCCUCAGAGAGCACAGGAUGGCUUCCAAGGAUGCCUGGGCUCACUGAUGCUGAACGGUAAUGAGCUGCCACUCCAGAAUAAAAGGAGCCGUUACGCUGAGAUAGCUGGGCUUAGCGAGGUCAAGUUGGGCUGCAUGCUUUAUCCAGAUCCGUGCGUCAGCCGGCCCUGCCUCAAUGGAGCUCUCUGCAGCAGCCUGCCUUCAGGAGGUUUCAUGUGUAGUUGCAGUGGUGGUUUCACUGGGGAACUGUGUGAAGUGGAAAUGACAUCUUGCAUGCCAAACCCAUGCCAGAAUGGUGGAGAUUGUACAUCUGUGGCCAACGCUUUCCUCUGUGGCUGUCCAAGAGGACUCCAGGGAGUUAUAUGUGACGAGGAUGUAAAUGAGUGUGACCGGGGCGAUUGUGAAAAUGGGGGAGAGUGCAUUAACACAUUUGGAUCGUUCUAUUGUAACUGCUCGGAAGGAUACGAGGGUCAGCUCUGUGACGAUGACACCCUCGAUGAUGACACUCAGGCUGAGCCACUGUCUUACAUCGGACCAGGAGAGAUAAUUGGCAUUGGAGUCCUUGCCUUUGUCAUCAUUUUGCUUCUCAUCCUUUUCGUCGCCUUCAGGAAGAAAAUCAAAUUCAGGAAAGAGUCCGACCCAUGCCCACAAACCCAUGCUAUAACCAGCAUAUCAGCUGUUUCUACAGAAACCAGAUACAUGUUGCGUAAAACUGGAAUCGGGGUGGAGGGGAUUGAGUUUAAAGCUGUGCGCGUGUCAGACUCACCGGGGACCACAAGCACGUAUGGAGAGGUGGGGAGCAGUACUGGGGGCCCUCCCCAGGUCGUGGUGCGCCCAAAUGCCCAUUCCGCCCUCCCUGGAGUGGCCAGCAACCACGGAGUGACCACUUCAGACGGUGACAGGACUGCCUGCAGUGAAGGCAUUCAGCAGAUGAGCAGUUUCCUCCCAGAUAAGUCUGGCGUUCGAGGCGUGGCCAACAGAAGGGGUAUCGCAGUGUGCAGCGUAGCACCCAAUCUCCCCUCUUCGUCCUCACAUCACUCAGAGCACAGUCCGCCCCACAAAGUGUCCUGGGAGGGAAAAGAAAGCAGGGAGAAAGAACUGGAGAGGCUAAGAAAUGAAAGAGAGGAGGAGUGGGGACAGAGAGCUUUUGAGCUGGCCAGAACCCACAGGGACGACAGUCCACAGGAGCUGGUGGACGAAGUGGCCUGUCACUCAGAUUCCACCUCGGAGGAACACUCCCUGAGUUCCUACACGUCUGACUCAUUCGAUGACAACGCUUCCAUAGUAACAGUCAUACGUCUAGUCAACGAUGCUGUUGACGAUAUUGAAAGCAAAGUGUCAAACAUAGAUGAGCGGUGGUGGAACAGUCCUGCAUACCAGUGGGAAAUGUCCUGUCAGACAUCAAGUUGGCUAUCUCCAUCACAUCUACAUUCACCAGUGGUCGGAUCCCAUUUCGACAUAAGUGAUGUCCAACAGAACAUCCGGCGUGGAGGCAGCACACACUCUUUACAGCUGGACAACAGAAUGGUGGGUGGCGGCAGAGACCAAUGCCAGGAGAACAGGACGAGGACCUUUCAGUGGGAGAGGAAUCAUUCUGGUGAUUGGGAGAGAAGGAAAGGCGUCGUGCACAGAGAGGACAAGAGAAGGCACAAAGUGAAAGGACUGAGCAGAGAUGCUGAGGCACAGCAGGUCCACGGGGAUGAUCUGCAGCAGCACGAUGGUGACAGCAGUGGAGACAGCUCCUCGCCUGUUUACGAAGAAUACAGGGAGUCCAGCCAUGACCAGGAGCAAGACACAGAGAGUCUUUAUGACACUCUUCCCCCUACUCGCCGAGCUUAUGAAGGAUACCCAUCAAGCCCUCUGGGCCUCAAUCUGCACCCGGCUCAGCUCAUGCCCCCUCUAAGGGCCUGGGAUUUAGAGGCAGACAACUGGGGGGGAAUGGAAGAGCAUCAAGGCAGACCUGGCUCUGGCAGUUUAUCAGGUUCAGGGGAUGAGCUGGAAAGACUGCUGAACUUGGUGUCGCUGAGAGCCAGAAGAGCAACCCGGACAAAUAGGGCUUCAACUGGAUCUGAACCGGCAGAUGGCUGGGACGAGUUUAAAUGAAACUGUGAAAAUAUACAUAUAUAGAUUUUAUGUAUCCUUUACAAGUUACAGAAAAAGAGAUAUUCUGCUUCUAAACCUUUUCUAGUGCUACACAAAUUGAAGAGGGACAUGUAAUAUUCCCAUGUUUUAGUCUGGUGUAAACAAGCACUAAUUAAUCAUAAAUUCCAUGGAUCAUCUCUAAAAUGAAGAAAUAUGUGUCCUCCUAAUGCGUCCACCUGUGCUCCUUAAGGCUAAGCCGUGAUUGGCUGUGAAUCGAUGCUUUUACAUUUAUUAUUUAGAGUCACUGAAGCAAAGCAUUUGGUGGAAGUCUGUCUCCUUUUUGAAUCGCACCAAUGUACAGACCCGGCAUUGUGUAUUUUCACGCAACAUCCCUUUAGAUCACACAGAUACGGACGUACACCCACACACAAUCAUUCUGUGAAGUCAGCUGUGCCAUGCUGGCACAUGAAUUUAUUAUUGUCUCUGAGUCAGGCUCCAGGUUAUUUUGUAGAGAACUCUUCAUCCACAUCUUACAAGCAUCCUGAGAGAUGUGCCUGAGAUAAACAGAGAUUGAUAUGUAUGGAAUCAAUUUUUCUAUGAAUAUUUAUUUCAUAACUGUUGUUUGAGGUUAAACCCAUACAUCACAGUUAUGUAUUUUUCACUUAGCCUAACGUUGUUGUUUUUUUUUUCCAGAAAUGGACCUCAUUGUACAUGAACGACACAACUUCCAGCACUGAAUGUACAUAGUGUGUUUUGUGUGUGUCUAUGUAUAUUUUUAUGUUUAGACUUUUAGAUAGAGGUAAACCUAUUGUGUAAGCAGAGUUAACACGGGAAAUGACCUCCAAGAAAUAAGUUGCUAAAAAGGCUUAGAGAAUUAUGUGGAAAUGCAACCGUGAAGUACACAAUCACUCACCCAGGACGUGCACAUGGUUGGCUCACUGAUAACAAUGUGAAUUCUGCCAUGCUCCCAGUUCACACACAACAAAGGGAAGGCAAAUGGAAAUGAAAUCCAUGUUAAACAGCGCUCAUUCUGGGGGAUUUGGAGUACAUAAAUACAUUUAGGGCAGCGGUCGUGGGCAGCUGUGGAUUGGGAUUCGGCCAAAUUAAAUAACCGCUCUCUGAAUUAUAGUUAGUAAUGAUCAUAGACAAACAUCCGUUUAUCUCUGAUACUUACCAUGAAUGGCAUAUCUGCAAGCAAAUGCGUCUCCGAUAAAUAACCUCUUGAGGUUGCAGGAAAAAAUAUUUACAUCUGAUGUGUAAACAGCAAACAUUAUGCGCCUCAAAGGAGAGAGCAGCAAACAUACGUGCACGUUAUCUACAAAUGACAGCAUGUAAUCAAACUCAAGGGCACCAAAUAAUGUUAAGUUGAAGCAAUUAUGUGUUUUUAAAUGCAGAUCAUUUAAAUGGAAUGAUACAGUGGGACUCUUUGAAGAGCAUCCAAUGGAAAUAGGAGAUUUUCAAAGCUUGGCUAUCACCAGGCUUGGAGUCAACAAUCGCGUGGGUGGUCUCCAGAAUGAUCCAUCUUGUCAUCUUCUUGCUUGUUUUGAUUCAGGCCCACUCAAAGUGAAUCCCUGAAGAGCAUCCCAGAGCCCGUCAUUCUAAAACACAGACAAACACAUUCACACAUGCAGGCACUUUACAGUUUCCAGCUCACCUGAUGUUGCUCUUCCACGCGGCAAGAAGGGAAAUGGGGUCUCCAUGGAAUAUGAUGAGACUAUGCAAGCUUAAGAGUACGAGGAAAAUGCCCAGAGCUUCACACCACGAGUCUGUUCUUCGACAUUACUGUCAAUUUUGUUUAUGCUUGACUACAGUGGCCCUGAAGUGCUAAUCAUAUUAACAAAUCACUCAAUGCAAAAACAUUAAAGAUUACAAUGACAAGUAAAAAAACAAAACAAAACAAAAAACAUUU